UUGAUUUAUAGCAGUAGAAAUAUACCACCCUAGAGGGCACACCUCCUUUUAGAUAGGUACCUAUAAAUGUCUAGGAUCUUCUAUUCAAUUGAGAAGAACCCAGCAAAAUGGGGAUCUCCACGGUCAUCCUUGAAAUAUGUCUUUUAUGGGGACAAGUUCUACCUACAGGUUCAGCAGCAGUAACAGUGAUAGACACCACAGAAGCUGGUUUACAGGAGGCUCACGUGAUAACUGGAUUUGCAACAGAAGAAAACUCUGUUCCAGUUAGUACUUCAAAUGGUUUGGCCCUGAGGCUGGUGAAUGGAGGUGACCCGUGUAAGGGCAGGGUGGAGGUCCGGUACCAGGAUUCCUGGGGCACCGUGUGUGAUGACUACUGGGACACCAAUGAUGCCAAUGUGGUCUGCAGGCAGCUUGGCUGUGGCUGGGCUGUAUCCGCCCCAGGAAAUGCCCGGUUUGGCCAAGGCUCAGGGCCGAUUGUCCUGGAUGACAUGCGCUGCUCAGGAUAUGAGUCCUACCUGUGGAGCUGCCCCCACAAUGGCUGGCUCUCCCAUAACUGUGGCCACAGUGAAGAUGCUGGUGUCAUCUGCUCAGCCGCUGAAUCAGAUCAUCUCACAACACAUAGUGGGUGGAUCCCAGGGACUGCAGACUCUGGUCUGCCUCUGAGGCUGGUGAAUGGAGGUGACCGGUGUCAGGGCCGGGUGGAGGUCCUGCACCAAGGCUACUGGGGCACUGUAUGUGAUGACAGCUGGGACACCCAGGACACAGAUGUUGUCUGCAGGCAGCUUGGCUGUGGUUAUUCUGUGUCAGCCCUGGGUGGGGCCCACUUUGGUCAGGGCUCCGGAAACAUUCUCUUGGGUGACGUGCAUUGCUCGGGAAGGGAGCCCUACCUGUCAAGCUGUCCCCACAGCGGAUGGUACAACCACGAAUGUGGCCACAGGGAAGAUGCUGGUGUCGUGUGCUCAGCUUCUCUGUUUCCCUCGAAGGCGCCCCUGGAGACAACUGUAGCAGAAGGAUCCGAUUCUGGUUUGGCCCUGAGGCUGGUGAAUGGAGGUGACAGGUGUCAGGGCCGGGUGGAAGUCCUGUACCAAGGCUCCUGGGGCACCGUGUGUGAUGACAGCUGGGACACCAAUGAUGCCAAUGUGGUGUGCAGGCAGUUGGGCUGUGGUUGGGCCAUGUCGGCUCCAGGAAAUGCCCGGUUUGGUCAGGGCUCAGGACCCAUUGUCCUGGAUGACGUGCGCUGCUCAGGGUAUGAGUCCUACCUGUGGAGCUGCUCCCACAACGGCUGGUUCUCCCACAACUGUGGCCAUCAUGAAGACGCUGGUGUCAUCUGCUCAGCUGCACAGUCGACGCUCAGGCCAGACACUUGGCCUGCCAGGACAUCACCUGUACUCAUACAAGACACUUGGCCGGCCACAGCCUCAAAUGCAUCAACAGCAGGAUCUGAAUCCAGUUUGGCCCUGAGGCUGGUGAAUGGAGAUGACGGGUGUCAGGGCCGAGUGGAGGUCCUCUACCGAGGCUCCUGGGGCACCGUGUGUGAUGACAACUGGGACAUCAGUGAUGCCAAUGUGGUCUGCAGGCAGCUGGGCUGUGGCUGGGCCAUGUCGGCCCCAGGAAAUGCCUGGUUUGGUCAAGGCUAUGGACCCAUCGUCCUGGAUGAGGUUCGCUGCUCAGGGCAUGAGUCGUACCUAUGGAGCUGCCCCCACAAUGGCUGGCUCUUCCACAACUGUCAGCAUAGUGAAGACGCUGGUGUCAUCUGCUCAGGUUUCCAGUCCCAGUCAACGCCCAGGCCAGAUGCUUGGCCAGCCACUGACUUACCUGCAUCGACAACAGGAUAUGAAUCCAGUUUGGCCCUGAGGCUGGUGAAUGGAAGCGAUAGGUGUCAGGGCCGGGUGGAGGUCCUGUACCAAGGCUCCUGGGGCACCGUGUGUGAUGACAGCUGGGACACCAAUGAUGCCAAUGUGGUGUGCAGGCAGCUGGAAUGUGGAUGGGCCCUGUCAGCCCCAGGAAAUGCCCGGUUUGGUCAGGGCUAUGGACCCAUUGUCCUGGAUGACGUGCGCUGCUCAGGGUAUGAGUCCUACCUGUGGAGCUGCCCCCACAAUGGCUGGCUCUCCCACAACUGUCAGCACAGUGAAGACGCUGGUGUCAUCUGCUCAGCUUCCCAGUCCCGGUCAACGCCCAGGCCAGGAUCUGAAUCUAGUUUGGCCCUGAGGCUGGUGAAUGGAAGUGACAGGUGUCACGGCCGAGUAGAGGUCUUAUAUCAAGGCUCCUGGGGCACCGUGUGUGAUGACUACUGGGACACCAAUGACGCCAAUGUGGUGUGCAGGCAGCUGGGCUGUGGCUGGGCCCUGUCAGCUCCAGGAAAUGCCCGGUUUGGUCAGGGCUAUGGACCCAUUGUCCUGGAUGAUGUGCGCUGCUCGGGGUACGAAUCCUACCUGUGGAACUGCCCCCACAAUGGCUGGCUCUCCCACAACUGUCACCAUAGUGAAGAUGCUGGUGUCAUCUGCUCAGCCUCCCAGAUAAAUUCUACUACGACAGAAUGGUGGCAUCCAAUAACUACAGCCACUGCAAGACCCUCUUCAAAUUGUGGUGGCUUCUUAUUCAAUGCCAGUGGGACCUUCUCCAGCCCAUCCUACCCUGGAUACUAUCCCAACAAUGCUAAGUGUGUUUGGGAAAUAGAAGUGAAUUACGGUUACCGCAUAAACCUGGGCUUCAGUAAUCUGCAGUUGGAGGGGCACAAUAGCUGCAGUUUUGAUUAUGUUGAAAUCUUUGAUGGAUCACUGAAUAGCAGUCACCUGCUGGGGAAAAUCUGUAAUGAUACCAGGCAGAUAUUCACAUCUUCUUACAACCGAAUGACCAUUCACUUUCGAAGUGACAUCAGUUUCCAAAACAUCGGCUUUUUGGCUUGGUAUAACUCCUUCCCAAGCGAUGCCAGCUUGAGGUUGGUCAGUUUAAACUCAUCUUAUGGUCUAUGUGCCGGGCGUGUAGAAGUUUACCAUCGUGGCACAUGGGGGACAGUUUGUGAUGACUCCUGGACCAUUCAUGAAGCUGAGGUAGUCUGCAGACAGCUAGGGUGUGGACAUGCACUCUCAGCCCUUGGAAACGCCUAUUUUGGCUCUGGCUCUGGCCCCAUCACCCUGGAUGAUGUAGAAUGCUUGGGGACAGAAUCCACUCUCUGGCAGUGCCGGAACCGAGGCUGGUUCUCCCACAACUGUCGUCACCAUGAAGAUGCUGGUGUCAUCUGCUCAGGAUACCAGCUAUCAACACCUGCUCCUUUUCCCAACAUCAGUCAUCCAAACACAAAUUAUUCCUGUGGAGGCUUCCUGAACCAACCAUCAGGACACUUCUCCAGCCCAUUCUAUCCUGGGAACUAUCCGAACAAUGCCAACUGUGUGUGGGACAUUGAGGUUCAAAGCAACUACCGUGUGACUGUGAUCUUCAGAGAUGUCCAGCUUGAAGGCGGCUGCAACUAUGAUUAUAUUGAAGUUUUCGACGGCCCUUACCACAGUUCCCCUCUCAUUGCUCGAGUUUGUGAUGGGGCCAGUGGCUCCUUCACUUCCUCCUCCAACUUCAUGUCCAUUCGCUUCAUCAGCGACCACAGCAUUGCGAAGAGAGGGUUCCGGGCUGAGUACUACUCCAGUCCCUCCAAUGACAGCACCAACCUGCUCUGUCUGCCGAAUCACAUGCGAGCCAGUGUGAGCAGGAGCUACCUCCAGUCCCUGGGCUUUUCUGCCAGUGACCUUGUCAUUUCCAACUGGAACGGAUACUACCAGUGUCGGCCCCAGAUAACACCGAGCCAGGUGAUAUUCACAAUUCCCUACUCAGGCUGCGGCACCAUCAAGCAGGUAGACAAUGACACCAUCAACUAUUCCAACUUCCUCAAAGCAGCUGUCUCCCAUGGCAUCAUCAAGAGGAGGAAGGACCUACUUAUUCACGUCAGCUGCAGGAUGCUUCAGAACACCUGGGUCAACACCAUGUACAUUGCUAAUGACACCAUCCGGGUCGAAGAAGUGCAAUAUGGCAAUUUCGACGUGAACAUUUCCUUUUAUUCUUCCCCCUCUUUCUUGUAUCCUGUGACCAGCAGCCCUUACUACGUGGACCUGAACCAGGACUUGUACCUUCAGGCUGAAAUCCUCCAUUCUGAUGCCACGCUGGCCUUGUUUGUGGACACCUGUGUGGCAUCACCAUACUACAAUGACUUCACGUCUUUGACUUAUGAUCUAAUCCGGAGCGGAUGCGUGAAAGAUGAAAGCUACCGGCCCUACGCACAGCCGUCUCCUGGCAUUGCCCGCUUCCGGUUCAGUGCCUUCCACUUCCUGAGCCGCUUCCCCUCCGUGUACCUGCAGUGUAAAAUGGUGGUGUGCAGGGCGUAUGACUACUCUUCCCGCUGCUACCGAGGCUGCGUGGUGAGGUCCAAGAGGGAUGUGGGCUCCUACCAGGAAAAGGUGGAUGUCGUCCUGGGUCCCAUCCAGCUGCAGACCCACCACGCCAAGAAGAGGAGCCUUGGUAGGUGGUCGCUCUCAGACUCCACUGGCCAGCGGGGCGCACACCCCUGACUCUCGGGGACUUGGGAUGUUUCUCGUGGUUUCAUGUUCCAACUCAAAUUUGAGCACUCCACUGUGAUACACCUGGCCAUACAGAGUUGAAUCAGACCUGGUUCCCGCCUCCCCCAAGGCUCAUAGUCCUUGGAGGACCCAUUGAAGGGCAUGGUCCAGAGAGUUUUGACCUGGAUGUCCCACGAACCUGACCUCCCAGAACCCAUGCUUCCUAUUUGCAAAAUGAAAAUGUUGUUACUUCUUAGCACUGUUGAGAGAGUUACAUAAAGGAAUUUUGGAGAAACUGC
Sapajus apella (tufted capuchin) is the source of this 4840-nucleotide messenger RNA. Its product is annotated as deleted in malignant brain tumors 1 protein-like. The record is from RefSeq and is a predicted model, not a curated record. Lineage: Eukaryota; Metazoa; Chordata; Mammalia; Primates; Cebidae. Gene Ontology annotation, cellular component: membrane. The transcript is spliced from 30 exons. Bases 108 to 4553 code for a protein of 1481 amino acids.